Messenger RNA from Penicillium arizonense, 1137 nucleotides. RefSeq lists its product as uncharacterized. The coding region runs from base 1 to 1137 and encodes 378 amino acids. Gene Ontology annotation, cellular component: nucleus. The transcript is spliced from 3 exons. Gene Ontology annotation, molecular function: DNA binding. NCBI's taxonomy places the organism in Eukaryota, Fungi, Ascomycota, Eurotiomycetes, Eurotiales, Aspergillaceae. The record is from RefSeq and is a predicted model, not a curated record. Gene Ontology annotation, biological process: DNA recombination; double-strand break repair.
AUGCCUCUUCCAGACCGAGUCCUACGGUUCCCUAGAUCCGAUGAGGCUGGGGCAUUUGUGCUCAUUCAUGUUUCACAGAACAGCUCGGCGCCUUUUGAUUUAACCCUGACAGCAACUGAAGGAGAAUCGCCCUAUAUCAGCUUGUUGAAGCAGGCACGCCUGAAAGAUCUUCGCGCAAAGAACUAUCAAGGGUCAGAGGAUGACUGGGCCAACACAGUGUCCUUAAUUCUGGGACAAUCCUCUCCGCCGUCGGAUGAGCCGGAUUGGGCCACUGGCCUUGAAACAGUGGCCACUAUAUCAGGCUCCGAAGAGGACAAGGAAAUUGUGAUUACGAUACGGAAGCGAGUGCAGACCAUCACUCAACGCCUCGGUACGCUUGUAUUGAAGCAAGACGAUGAGCAAGCCGUGGAACUGUUCGAGUGGACUGGGAUUGCCGUUAUGCGAGCUGACAUGCUGGAGCAACAAGUCUCCAGCCUAACUUCUCGUUAUCGCCUCGCCGAGGACACAAUACACAAAUUAAAUGAACAGCUUGAAGACCUCAUGCAGGCGAAGACCCAACAUGAAACCCAACUGGUAACCAACUUCGCGCAGCUUUUGAAUGAGAAAAAGCUCAAGAUUCGCAAUCAGCAACGCCUUCUGGCAUCAGCGACUCCAGACCCAUCUAAAGGUGAGGUCAACCAACCGAAGUUUUCUAAUUAUCACACUAUUGACCGAACAGCGAUAGUCUCUGAAAUCCAAGCUACUAUCCCCGAAGAGGAGUACGGUGCUGGACAACUCCAUUCGACAAAAAGAAGCGCCCAGGGUUUGAGCGAGUCUGAGGACUCCGAUGGAUUUGAACAGAUGCAUCUCGAUACGGAAAGGACUGAUCAAGACGCUAUCAAUGACCACGACACGGACGAUGAGCGCUCAACUCCUCAGCCCCUAGAAGACGAGAACAACAGCACGACUGAUGAUGAUGCGUCCCCAGAUAAUUCUGCUCAUAUGAAACCAGUCCCCCAAGCAAAGGACACAGCUCCCCCCCGAAGGGAGUUGCCGUUCACCAGAAGGGCUGGGGGAGCAACAACGAAGACUCCAUCGACUAUGGCCUCCGAAGAUGCCGAAGAAACCGCCGGGGAGACUGAUGACGAUGAGCUGUGA